Fonsecaea pedrosoi CBS 271.37 is the source of this 1830-nucleotide messenger RNA. RefSeq lists its product as uncharacterized. The transcript has 2 exons. The coding region runs from base 1 to 1830 and encodes 609 amino acids. Lineage: Eukaryota; Fungi; Ascomycota; Eurotiomycetes; Chaetothyriales; Herpotrichiellaceae. Gene Ontology annotation, molecular function: protein binding. The record is from RefSeq and is a predicted model, not a curated record.
AUGUCGACGGACAUGACAUUCGCGUUCUCGCAGUUGCCUUUCGAUAUCUUCCACGAUGUUGCAAGUCGGCUCGACCAUUUUUCGUUGGAUAGACUGGCGAAAACGGCCAAGUCUUCACGCCGGCUUCUUCAGACUGAGAAUACUGUGAAGGCUGUGAUGCAGGUGUAUCUGCGAUAUUGUCUCUGGGUGCAGCUCGCGCUAUCGCCGCUUGAACCAGGUCCCGGUCCCAGGCAAACCCUCGCCCGCAUUGUCGACUCUCAGUCUGCGUUGCAACAGGCGUCACCGUACUCAGUCUGCAUUCUGGCAUACACUCCCAAUUUCAUAUACAGCAUGGGGGUUUUAUGCUACACGACUUCGGACUUCACUCUUCGCAUUCUAAAUUUCAAUGAUCGCCGAGACACCGAGCAGGUCUUCGGUCGUGAGUUCUUCACUGGUCAAGUCUGCAUCGCGAAUCGGGAACAGGCCACCAUAGACCUCGAAUCUCUGAAAACGAUGUGGGUCGAGAGUUACGCCGACGGAAUAGUGGUUCUACAGUGUUCGGUUGGUGUCAAUUUUACCCGAUAUAUCCUCGCGGUGGAUAUAAAGAAAACCUCGAAUCCCCCUCGGCCUCGAAUCCGAUUAUGUGUAUCGACCAAGGGGCCAUGUACCAACAAACUUUUCGUUCGGAAUAAUGAACGAUUCAUGGUUUUGGGGACUAACUGGGGGCGUGAAACAAACGAAACAUGGUUCCUAGAAGUCUAUGAUCUCGAGACGUCCCAGCAGGUAAAUGGUGAGCCACUAUUGCUGUCUGAUUGCGGCUCCCGUAUAGGAUCGACAGUGUCUUUUACCAUCUACAAAGACCAAUUCUAUGCCGUCACGAACCAGCUAAGCGGCGAGUGGACGAGCUACUAUGGCAUCAUUACGUUUUCACUACGCCUAGGCGACCCAGAUCCGGAACUCACAAACCACCUCAUCUGGCGAAGAGAACACAUGGACGGACCAAUCGACGACACGUGGACUGAUCUCAGCUUCCAGAUAGACUACUCCACCGGCGAACUCUUGGUGGUCGAGGGAAGAAAAGAAUGGGGGCCCGAGGGCGGUCCACUAAUCAGGACUUAUCACACAACACCCAUACGCCGCGCAGAUUUAGUGCCGUCCAACGAGAUCGACAACAGUCGGCGGGUCCCAGCAGGGAGAUACAUUCAUGCCGAGUUUCGUGACGACGGCGGCGAGAAGGAAGCGACGAAGGAGUAUUCCCGAAAGAAGACAAAAUGGAACGGGUACUCUUUCAACGCGCAAACUUUCGUCGAUUUCAUUACGGAUGACUUCAACGUGAAAGGCGAGUGGCUCCCUCGAGAACGCACCAAGCUACGCGUGGUAAGUAGACAGGAGUCGAGUCCUCUGGUCAAAGAUGCGGUGAAUCCGGAAGAUUGGGUGCUUCGCAAGCCCAAACGGGAUCCGGAAGGCCGGGAGAUGGAGGAUGGCGAGCGAGCCUUCACGGCGAAUACCAUCUCUCUCUGGCCCCCGGAAGAUGCACCUAAGGAUCUACAGGACAUGCUCCACUGCAAAUGUUUCCGUCGUCAAGACGCCAAGGCAGUGGUGGGGGAUGAGGGAAUUUUCUUGAGGGCGGGCGGGCCAGGCCCUCUAAAUUGGUCUCUGGUUUUUAUCUGCUGCGAUCCGACCUUUGGCUUUCAGGGGAUGCGACGGCUCGAUGGGAGUCUUGCCAGACCGAAAUGGGACAUGAAGACGGAGGACGACGGCGAGUUCGACGUCGAACAUCCUCACAACAGAGGCGUGACACGCGAGCCUGCGAUGUACGGCGUGAUCGGUAGGGGAUAUUGGGUGCGCUAG